UCCAUUUUGGACGCCUUUUGCCCUCAUGGGCGGCACCAAGAGCACAGCUCUGUCCAAAUGGUGCAAAAGAAACGGAAAAUUCUCUCCGUCCGGUGAUUCAACAGAGAUGUGGUAAGCAACCAAGGCACAGCUCACACACGGCGAGAGGGGCUGCAGUCUGAGAGCCAACGUGUUUGCGCAUCUGUGUGUCACAGAGUAGAGGGAAUCCUAUUUCCCUGUUGAUGGAUUCACUGACAAGGGCCCGGGCCGCCAGCCAACUACAAGCAGAUGGGCUCUUCUGAGCGGACACUGCUGGGCCGGCUGCUGUGGCAGCCCCUGGGCGCCAACAAUAACGCUCAGCACUCUCACGAUGCGAUGCCGCUGUCGGAUGCCCAUGUGCUGCUGUGCGAGAGCAGCGGGUGGCUCAUUGUGGUGGGGUGGAGCUCUCGGUGCCACAUGUCCAUGCUCUGGUGCGCACACUGCAGCUGAUCUAGAUGCAAAAAGGUCCGCAAUUCUGCCCUCGUCGUUGUGUGUGUGGUUUGUGACCCUGGCUGCCUGCAGUAUAUUUGACAUAUGUAAGGAGCAGUGGGAGGCCCCCAUGUAUAUGCACACCCGGGCAUCGCACCCCGUCCGUCUGGAGGGCAACGGCGCGAGGGCCAAGGACAUCUACCUCCUGCACUGCCCGCCCGACACGCCCACCUGCCCCUCUGAUUGGCGCUAUGAGGUGCUCGACUGCGGCAUCGAAAACACCAGUGAGUGAGCUGAGUGAGCUGCGUGAGCACGACACUCCGUCGUGGCAUAUGGAGGGGAGGGGCGGCUGGCUGCUCCUGUGUCAUUCACACGUCGCAGGCAGCCCGAGGAUUCACAACCUCAAGACCUGCACGUCCGGUGGGACCAGCGGGCAGGACGGAAGAGAGCCAAAGCGAAGGCGAGUCUGUUUGUCUAUUUGUCUGUCUGUCUGUGCGCAGGCAUUCCGCCCAAGAAGCGGCAAGGGUUUUGCUUUGUGGGCUGCCGGGACAUGAUGAUCUUCUGCGGAGGGCAUCAAGUCUUCUGCGGUGGGCGCCGGUGUGUGCGUGCAGUGCAUUACACCCACGUCCACCUAUGUUGGUUGAUGCGUGUGUGUGUGCUGUGCUUGGGCAGGUGACAGCACUGGUUCGGUGACUUAUGCGUUUUGUCCUGACCGCGAGCGCGAGGGCAACUGGGUGUGGAUCCAACUCGACUACACCACCCAAUUCACCACGUACACACACACAUAUGGGCAUCGUAUCGGCAUGCUCCUUCUCUCCAUGGUCACACAUGAGUGCACUGCAGUAAUUUCCCCCCCUUCACGCCCUACCUGAGCUGCCGGUGGGGCGCCUCAUGUGUCUACGACCGCUCAGCCGAUGCUGUCUGGAUGUUCGGGGGCCUCAUAUACGGCAACACGGCACACACACCACCACCAACAGCAGCAGCAGCAGCAGGGGGCGGCCAACGAUGGCGAGAUGGUGCGUCGCGUGAUCGCCAUGGCGACGGUCGGUACCCCACCCCGAUGGACCCCAGCCACCACACGCCACACGUGCCCAUGUCAGUCAGUGCGAGAAGGCUCAUGCAUUGCCUGACAAAUGGAUGGAUGGAUGGAUGGAUGCUGCUGGUCUGUGUGUGUGUGUCAGAGUGACAGCGGAUCUGUAUCGGUUCUCUACGCAUCAGCUCACAUGGGAGCCCAUCAGUGCGCCGAGCUCGCCACACGCCCACCCUCACCCACACGAGCAGGACGAGCACAGCCAAUGCCCCGCCCCCAUCAGCCUUUCUGAGGCGGCGGGCCACGUGCGGUCGGCCAGCAGGGGCGAGGGCGUAGGGCCGACACCGCUGCAUGGGUCGUCGCUCAUGGUGAUACGGGGAGGGCUGCUGGUGUAUGGAGGAUUCAACGAGGCCAACGACGUGUCGAGAGCCAUCUACUGGUGGGUGGAUGGGUCGGUGGAUGAAUGGAUGGAUGGGUGUGUGGGUACCUCUGCUCUCUGUGUGUUCUGUGUCUGUCGUGUGUGUAGGUAUAGCCAUUCGGGUCAGAUUUGGCACCAGCUGCAUCCCGGUUUCUUCCCUUGCCCAGUCGUCAAGGUAUGUGGGUGGGUGCAGGGUGACCGAACCCCUCCACAACACGCCCCUCUCUGUGAGUUUGGCCGUCUGUCUGUCUAUGUGCCGCAUCUGCAGGGCCUGUAUGAGUCGCCAUGUGCCGUCAUCUUCGAGGGCCGACUGCUGUCAUACCAGGUAUCACAUACACACACACAAACAGGCAGCUCGUCUCGCCGCUAACACGCCAGUGGGUGCACACACGAACAAACAGAAUGUUCCCAACGAGCAUGGCGAUCGUCGCGACGGCCACGUCGCCUCCCGCCCCUCCGUCUACGCCCUCCCUCUCGACUGGUAACUGGUAAAACGGUCCGGCAGCAGGUAUCUUAUACUAUAGAUGGAUGUCUGCGUGUCUCUCGCUGCCUGCAGGGAUUUCGUCAGCGGCCUGCGCCCGCGACUCCGCGCGCGGGCCAUCGAUCUGCUCGACGACGAGGAGACCCACGACGUGGCCUUCCGUGUCGAGGGCAAGGUCAUCAAGGCGCACAAACCCAUCCUGGUCAGGCACAGAGAGAUCCACCACGAGCAGACGACUGCACGUGGUGAGCUCGUGCUUCGCUCUGUGUGUGCAGCGGCGUUUCUCGCCACUGCUAGGAGAGAAAUGUGACGCCUCCCCAGCUGAUGGGGAUCCCAUUGCUCUUGACCUCUCGCCGGUUCUGCGGGCCGCCAGGGGCAAGGAUGACACCGACGCGCCGAAAAACGGGUAGGUGCGUCAAAAUCAAGGGGCGAUGGGUGCAGCGCAUUGCAGAGGAUGAUGAUGGUGUUGUUGGUGUCAAGGUAUGACGUGUUUCGGCUGGUUUUGACACACAUGUAUGAGGGCUUUGAGCGAGUGCCGAGCCCAGCCGAGUCGGAGAGCCUGCUCUAUGCGGCACACCACCUGGACAUACCCCUCCUCGAAGCGCAGUGCCAAACGGUUGGUUGGAAAGACAGACGCAGGGUGGAAUGGUCGAUGUGCAGAUCUUGUGUGUGUGUGUGUGUGUGUGUGUGGUCAGAGUGUGCCACUACACGACAACAACGUGCUGGAGCUCUUCCGCAUCGCAUCAGAGUGGCACCUCGACAAACUCCAAAUCAGGUAGGUGGGCGGAACCACUCACCCACUUACACAUUACUGCGUGCAUACACGUGUGUGUGUGUGUGCGUGUGGAUUCGUUGAGGUGCAAGACGUACGUCUUCAACCACAUGGACAUCGUGCUGCAGCUCGUCCCGCCAGGCCGAGACGUCGCCGCCAGCCCCCCCGCACUCUACACCCAAGACGGCGCACCCCACGCCGCCCCCGCCACCCAUCCCCAGCUCCACCCUCCCCCACACCAGGCCCCGCCAAUCAUGCAGUUCCGACCCGGCCCCUUGCCUCCGCCAUACCCCUUCCCACCCGUCCCUUCAUACGAUGCCGCCGGCAACCUCGUGUGGCCGUGGCCGCACCCCCCGAUGUACCCAAUGCCCUUCCCGGGUGCGAUACGGCCACAAGUGAGGCCCCAGCAGCAGGGCGAGAUUGGGGCGGGGGCCGAGGGCCCGAUGCCCUCGCCUGUGCCGGUGCCAUGGCCGUACUGGCCUGGCCCUGCGCGGCCGCCAUUCCUGCCGAUGCCGCCCCCACCAGGGGCCGGGCCGCCCCAGGGUGCUGGUCAGCGGCCGGCGAUGCCGCCACAGGCGUCUGAUGGAGGAGGCAUGGCGCAGUGGCAAAGCAGUGUGGGAGACGGAUGAGCUGCUGCGGUGUGGGAUGGGUGCCUUGACGUGUUCGGUAGCUGUAGAGGUGCGGUGGGCCCGAUUGGGGCAGACAGGUUCAUUGGUGUCAUUGGUGAAGUGAGAUGUGCAACGGACGGAUCUUUGCACAUGAUUGCGUGAACGACGGUCUCUGGUGUUACAUAUUUGAUCGGCGCUGAAUCAAACCACCGAACUA
Vitrella brassicaformis is the source of this 3973-nucleotide messenger RNA. Lineage: Eukaryota; Vitrellaceae. The record is from the annotation of a GenBank genome assembly.